Molecule: messenger RNA, 605 nt
Organism: Halteromyces radiatus
Lineage: Eukaryota; Fungi; Mucoromycota; Mucoromycetes; Mucorales; Cunninghamellaceae
Product: hypoxia induced protein conserved region-domain-containing protein
Exons: 3
Coding region: 50-391 (113 amino acids)
Biological process (GO): mitochondrial respirasome assembly
Cellular component (GO): mitochondrion
Source: RefSeq, a predicted model, not a curated record
UUUCUCUCUAUUUUUUUUUCCUUGUCUCUACUUUUAUAUUAUCCAAAUCAUGAAAGAAUACACCAAGGAAGAAAUGGAGCACAUGCAUAGAAUGAUGAAUGGCGAAUCUGCCUGGGAUCGAAUGAAACGCAAGUCGAGAGAAGAACCAUUAGUACCAGCAGGUGUCGCUUUGACUUGUUUUGCUUUAGUAGCCGCCACAGUGGGUGUCAAAACUGGAAAUAAAGCAUAUGCAAACAACAUGUUCCGUCUUAGAGUUGCUGCUCAAGGAUUCACCAUUGUUGCCAUGGUUGGAGGAUCUCUCUAUUAUACCUAUAAAGAACAAAAGCAAAAGGAAGCUCUUGCUCAAUUACAAGAACGAUCAAAGACCGAGCCUACAAAGAAAGAUGCCUAGUUCAGUGUUGAUCUCUUUAGAUUCUUUUUUUUUUAUCUAUUUAUUUUAGUAUUAGAUGACUUCAUACCAUUUCAUUAUUUUGUCCUCCCUCUUCUUCUUUCCCUCUUUUACUUUGUAGUUAUUCACCUCAACCUCAUAUUUAUUUCUCAUAUUCAUUCAUAUACACACACACACACACACACACAUAUAUAUAUAUAUAUAUAUUAGUACAACA